Salvia miltiorrhiza (redroot sage) is the source of this 2172-nucleotide messenger RNA. RefSeq names its product cytochrome P450 CYP749A22-like. The transcript is spliced from 5 exons. Lineage: Eukaryota; Viridiplantae; Streptophyta; Magnoliopsida; Lamiales; Lamiaceae. The coding region runs from base 1 to 1527 and encodes 508 amino acids. Gene Ontology annotation, molecular function: monooxygenase activity; oxidoreductase activity, acting on paired donors, with incorporation or reduction of molecular oxygen; iron ion binding. The record is from RefSeq and is a predicted model, not a curated record.
AUGAUCACCAUCAUCCAGAUCAUGCUUCAUCUCAUCACAUUUACCCUGAUCAGAUUUAUCUACAAGGCAAUAUGGAUACCAUUUCACGUGCAGCGCAUGAUGAAGGCACAGGGAAUCACGGGCCCUUCGUAUAGAAUAGUUCAUGGAACCACAAAAGAGAGCACGAUCUUGAGAGAAGAAGCACUCAAGGGUCCUAUGGAGCUGUCACAUGAUAUAUUCCCCAAAAUCCAGCCUCAGUUCUACCAAUGGAUGAAGCUUUAUGGAAAGAAUUUCCUUACCUGGGCUGGCCCUCAACCUCAUGUGGUGAUAACCGAGCCCGAAAUAGCUAAAGAGAUACUCACAAACAAGGAAGGGAUUUUCCUCAAACCCAAAAGUAGAGGUAAUGUGAAGAAGCUGCUUGGAGAUGGGCUUGUUAUGGCUGAAGGGGCUAAGUGGUUUAAGCUGAGAAAAUUGGCAAACCAUGCAUUCUAUGCAGAAAGCUUGAAGGACAUGAUUCCAUCCAUGAUUGCAAGCGUUGAAACAAUGCUGCAAAAGUGGAGGCAAUACCAAGGCAGAGAAAUGGAUGUGUGUGAAGAGCUCAAAGUCAUGAGCUCGGAGGUGAUCGCAAGAACUGCAUUUGGAAGCAGUUAUUUAGAAGGGAAGAACAUCUUCGACAUGCUCACCAAGCUCGGCUUUCUUCUCUUCAAGAACAUAGACAAGAUCCGACCUUUCGGAAUGAUUUGGAAGACGCGAGACGACGUUGAGUCAGAUGAGAUUGAGCAGUCCCUCCGUGAUACUGCCAUGUCAAUAGUGAGGAAGAGAGAGGAGAGAGUGGUAGCCGGAGAAGCAGAGGAUUAUGGGACCGAUUUUCUUGGAGCAUUGUUGAAAGCUCACCAUGAUUCAGACAAGAAGAGUAGGAUCUCAAUCGACGAUGUCAUCGAUGAAUGCAAGGUGUUUUUCUUAGCCGGACACGAAACUACAAGCAGCUUGCUCUCAUGGACAAUAUUCCUCUUAGCAAUCCACACAGAUUGGCAAGAAAAGGCAAGGCAAGAAGUGUUGGAGCUUUUUGGACAUCAGAAUCCUACUGCAGAAGGCCUUCCUAGAUUGAAGACAGCAAGCAUGAUUAUGAAUGAGACGUUGAGGCUCUACAGCCCUGUAGCGAGCCUAGUGAGGCGGGGGACGAGGCGAUUGAGGAUCGGGAGAUACGAAUUCCCAGCCAAGAUGGAAUUCCACAUCCCAACUCUAGCGCUGCAUAGGAAUCAAGAGAUUUGGGGGAAAGAUGUACAUUUGUUCAAACCAGAGAGAUUUGCAGAGGGUGUUGCCACAGCUACCAGGAACAACCCCAUGGCCUUCCUCCCCUUCGGCUACGGCCCAAGAACGUGCGUUGGCUUGAAUUUCGCGACCAAUGAGGCCAAGAUUGCGCUCUCGAUGAUCCUUCAACGUUAUAGCUUCACGUUGUCGAAGAAUUACGCUCAUUUCCCUAUUAAUAUCAUCACCACACGACCACAAUGCGGUGUGCAAAUAAUUCUCCAACCAUUGCAGCAGUGAAAUGAUGUUCUUGCAAGAUGCACGAUAGCAUGUAUGAAUAUAUAGUUUAUACAAGAUAUUAAGCUGUUAUCUUAUUCAAGAUUCAAUAAAAUUAGAUCAAUAAGCUGCAAGAAUCUACAUAGUAGAAAAACUAAUGAGUAACAAAUGAAUGUGAGUUAGCCAUUGUUUCUUUGUUGGAUUGGUUGAGGCUCAAUCAUGGAAGGCAGCACGAGAGGAGAGAGGAGAGGGAUCGGAUCUUUACUCGAAAAAUACGAAGAAGCUGCUGCUGCUGCUGCUGUUGAAGAAGAUGAUGCUUCUUUAUCACUUGCAUUAGGUUUCAUGGUGGCUGGCUUGAGUUGCAGAGGGCGCGGGGCGCGUCGUUGCAGCCGGCUCAAGGGGGCCAUGAGCUCAUCUCUUGGAGGUGAGGUUUGGAAUCCAGGAAACUCUGCAUCAAAACUGUCCAUUGACUUAAAAAUUUGAUCUUGAUAUUGUGUGUGGAGUGUUAGUAUUUCUUUCAACUGUACAAUUAAAGCAGUGGAUUAGAUUAUCCAUUGGAAUUGACUAUGAUCAAUUGGAUUGAAACAUGAUCCAAUUCCAGCCUGUACAUGGCCCCAUUCAUAAAACUAUCGAGAAUUUGUAUUCAAAAAAAUGAUAACAAUUUUACAC